UGUCGGUCAGUCGAAUACUCGUGUUACAAAUAUAAAGGAUUGACGCAAGACUUUCUGGGGUGAUCAAAGGCACUCGAUUUUUUUUAUCGAAUCAUGAGAUCUCUACUGAUCGAUACCAGUAUAGUGACGGCGUGCGUUUUUGGCAUCUUGGUGUCCACUUAUGGGUUCUACGUGUCCAUGAAAUUGGAGUCCAAUCCUAGUUAUAGAGCAUUAUGUGACCUGUCAGAAAAUUUCAGCUGCUCAAAGGUCCUGACCUCGAGGUACUCAAAAGGACUGGUGUUCCUGAACACAGAAUAUCUGAUGGUACCGAACACUGUUUACGGGAUUUUGGUUUACUGCGCCCUCAUACUCCUAUCAAAUUUUGAACAAUGGGCGGCCCUGAAAUUUCAACUUCUUCUGGCUUUUGGAUCGUUUGCCACCUGCUUCUACCUGCCAAUCUGCAUUUUGUGUAUUUUAAAACAGUUUUGUGUUGUAAGUUUUACGUUAUACGCCAUCAAAAUGAUAAUUUUUGCUUUAGUUUUACAGAAAUAUAAAAUACGUAGAAAUAAACUCAAAUCGUCAAGUUGCCGGCUUGGCGGGAACUCGUGUGAUAAGGAGGCCUUUAUCAGGUCUAAAACUCAAACAAUGUUACGAAGGGUGAAUCGAUCGAUUAUUUCAACAUGUAUUUUUGGAGUGCUAGUGUCCACUUAUGCUCUUUACGUGGAAAUGGCUGUGGAGGCGAAACCGGGCUAUAAAGCUAUGUGUGACUUUGCUCCGCACGCUAGCUGCACGAAGGUUUUAAGUUCACCAUAUGCCAAAGGCUUAGGUUUGGUUCCAGAGGACUCAAGUUGGAAAUUGCCAAACUGCCUGUAUGGGAUUUUGUUUUACUGCUUCUAUAUAUUUUUGAGUACUUUUGACGACCCGCGCGUGGUACGAUUCCAGCAGGCUCUAUCUUUAGUAUCGUUAGCGUUGUGUGUUUAUUUAGCCUAUAUUCUUGUUUUUAUUCUCAAAGACUUUUGUAUAGUUUGUGUAACUACCUAUAUGAUUAACAUUUUCCUCACCAUACUGUUCGCUAAAAAGUACAAACUGUUGUGCACAAAAGCGAAAUAAUUUAUAGGGCAAUGUUUGGCAAUGUUUCUUCGUUUUAACGCGCUGUUCUUAGGAAGUAGUUUUUAGAAUUGAUAAUGCUUUUUGUGUGUCACGGUGUUUUGUGUGCAUUUAAUUAGGAAGACUCUAAGCUAUAAUGUGAUAUCACACUGCGACGAAUCGGUGGAAGUUUUGUGGUAGGUAGUAAAAGUAUAAAUA
This is a messenger RNA of Aricia agestis (brown argus), 1284 nucleotides long. RefSeq lists its product as uncharacterized. Gene Ontology annotation, biological process: vitamin K metabolic process; peptidyl-glutamic acid carboxylation. Lineage: Eukaryota; Metazoa; Arthropoda; Insecta; Lepidoptera; Lycaenidae. The transcript is spliced from 8 exons. The coding region runs from base 94 to 1089 and encodes 331 amino acids. The record is from RefSeq and is a predicted model, not a curated record. Gene Ontology annotation, molecular function: vitamin-K-epoxide reductase (warfarin-sensitive) activity.